Messenger RNA from Notolabrus celidotus (New Zealand spotty), 810 nucleotides. RefSeq names its product transmembrane protein 97 (gene tmem97). The transcript has 3 exons. The record is from RefSeq and is a predicted model, not a curated record. Bases 107 to 616 code for a protein of 169 amino acids. Gene Ontology annotation, cellular component: endoplasmic reticulum. NCBI's taxonomy places the organism in Eukaryota, Metazoa, Chordata, Actinopteri, Labriformes, Labridae.
CCAAUGGGAUCCACUUCAUGAACACGCGUUUCUACGACACACACGCCCCAGGAACUCUCCCUGCUCCACUUUAUUUACGUCCUGUUCCCUGAAGAAGCUGAGGAUCAUGGCUCUCCGUGUUUUAGAGAUCAUCUUCUUCUUUUAUUUCGCUUCUCACAUCCCGAUCACUUUAUUCAUCGACCUGCAGGCUCUGCUGCCCGGGCAUGUGUUCCCUCAGCAGCUGAAGGAUCUUCUUCACUGGUAUGCAGAGGACUUCAAAGACCCCAUGGUUCUGGAUCCUCCUGAGUGGUUCAGGUCUUUUAUUUUCUGUGAAGCUUUGGUUCAGCUGCCUUUCUUCCCCAUCGCUGCAUAUGCUUUCCUGAAAGGCGGCUGUAAGUGGAUCAGGACUCCCGCCAUUAUUUACUCCACACAUGUCGCCACCACGCUGGUCCCGAUCCUCGCUCACAUCCUCUUCUAUCAGUUCCCUCUGGAACCCCACGCCGGACCCCAGACCCUGAAGGAGCGCUGGCUGCUGGUCUCCAUCUACGCUCCGUACCUGCUGAUACCCGUGCUGCUGCUCCUCACCAUGCUGUUCUCCUCCUCGUACAACACCACCACUAAAGCCAAAAAGAAGUGAACCCAGGGAUUUAAAUAACUCUGAUUUUAUGAGAUGUUGUUCUAUUUUUAUGAUUCUGUGUGUUUGUUGUACAAAUAUUCAUGAAGCUGAGACUCAGACUGAAAUACACUGUGAAUUUAAGGACAUUUUCAUUGUUUUAUGAGCAAAAGUGUGCCUUUGAUACUUGUUUUGAAAGUAAACACUUGUUUGUUGAA